This is a messenger RNA of Cetraspora pellucida, 140 nucleotides long. The record is from the annotation of a GenBank genome assembly. NCBI's taxonomy places the organism in Eukaryota, Fungi, Glomeromycota, Glomeromycetes, Diversisporales, Gigasporaceae.
AAUACGAUAAUUUCAGAAACAUUGAAGAAGUAGGUAGAGGAGGAUUUUCUGUAGUGUAUAAAACUUCAUAUGAAACGUAUGAAGUUGCAAUUAAAAUAAUAAAAGAUUCUCACAAAAAUAAGCACCUUUUUUUAAACGAG